This is a messenger RNA of Penicillium odoratum, 1929 nucleotides long. RefSeq names its product Zn(II)2Cys6 transcription factor. Bases 1 to 1929 code for a protein of 642 amino acids. The transcript is spliced from 4 exons. Gene Ontology annotation, molecular function: transcription cis-regulatory region binding; DNA-binding transcription factor activity, RNA polymerase II-specific; zinc ion binding. Gene Ontology annotation, biological process: positive regulation of transcription by RNA polymerase II. NCBI's taxonomy places the organism in Eukaryota, Fungi, Ascomycota, Eurotiomycetes, Eurotiales, Aspergillaceae. The record is from RefSeq and is a predicted model, not a curated record. Gene Ontology annotation, cellular component: nucleus.
AUGGCGAAGCCGCAGGGCGCUAUCCGGCAAAAGCGUAAGUCGCGAGGUCGCGGGCUCCGUGCGACCACUGGUUGUCUAAUCUGCAAGAGGCGGCAUGUCAAGUGCGAUGAGGUUCAGCCACAAUGUGGUCCCUGUGCUAAAGGCCAGCGCCCAUGUGUGUAUGCACCCCGGGAUUCACCGUACAUUCGUACAUCAACAGCAGAGGCGCAGGCGCCUGAAACUCCCACACACAUGGCGUUUUUAGAGCAAGUGAAGCGCCGAAGUUCUGUUCACGAACCGCUUCGAAUAUUAGUCGAUGCAUGUGAUCAAGAACAACCCAUCCAGGAUAGCCCACUCAUAGAAUCACAGCCCGCGGCCAGCACGAUCCUCCCUGAAAACCCUGGGUCGGCAAGUGCGAUUGUUUCAUCAGCAAGGUCGCCGUAUGGUUAUGUUCCUUCUCCAGGGACAGAAAGUUCUUAUUCAUCACGAGCCGCGCCAUUGAGCUGGUUUGAACUCCUAGCGACGGACGCUGCAAAUGCCGACGAGAGGUUUCUCCUGUCUCCCCGCGAGAAAUUCCCUCGGAACAUGUCGCAACCCCAACUUGAUACUGGUGAAGACCCACGUAAUAGUUAUAAUUUACAGCCUCGAACACUUCGGGAAAGUCAAAGCUUCAAUGCAGCUGCAUUUCCACAGCAUCCGGAAAUUACGCAGCGACUGGUUUCACAACCCUCGGAGGUUGAACCGAUGGUAUCAAGUGCACCAUCUGGAUGGAGUCAAACAUUCGCAAUUGAACUAUCACCCCUGGAACAUUAUUUGUUCCAGCACUUUGUGCGUGUUUCAAGCAAGUGGUUGGACUUCUAUGACCCGGAGCAACAUUUUGCUUCUACCGUUCCACACCUAGCCCUUCGGAAUGUUGGGCUGAUGAGAGCCUUGUUGGCCCUUUCCGCACGCCAUCACUCCCUUCUAGAACUUGAGUCAGAUCACUCAAGUCCUGUGUUUGUCGGAAACAAGCAUGUUUCUCCACUUCAGGGGGCUAUCAUCGACCGCAAUCUGGCUGUCCAGUUCUACUACGAGUCCCUCCAUUACUUGAACCAAGAUAUGCAAAAUUCUUCCUACGCUCGCAGCCAUGAACUGAUAGCAACUGCCCUGCUUAUCAGCACCUACGAAAUGAUCGAUGGAUCGAAUCAGGACUGGGAAAGACACUUGAAAGGCGUGUUCUGGAUCCAGCGGUUCCAGAAUAACGACGGCGAGUCAGGAGGAAUCCGAUCGGCCGUCUGGUGGGCUUGGCUUCGACAGGAUGUGUGGGUCGCUAUGCGCGAGCGUCGUCGAGUCUUCAGCUUCUGGAGCCCCAAGAAGCCUGUGUCAAUACUUACUGCCUCUGAACUCGCAAUGCGAGCUACAUAUCUGCUCGCGCAAUGUGUCAACUACGCGUCGAAGGAAGAGGAGAAAGCUUCAGAUAUAGAGCGUCGUUUGGACCGCGGGAGCGAGCUGCUUUUCAUGCUACAGGAAUGGCAUGAUCAUCUCCCACCGGAAUAUAGUCCCCUCCCCAUCAUAUCUACCACUGAAAUAUUCCCUCCAAUAUGGGUCUAUCCGGCACCCUACGCAGGAGCAUUGCAAAUCCAUAGCCUUGCCCGAAUCCUAGUGGUCUUACACAGGCCAUCUUCGGGGGGCCUUGAUGAUUUCAGGGCCGCACAGAAGCUUUUGACAAUGUCUGUUAACACCAUUUGCGGAAUUGCGCGAUCGGUGGAUAGCCAAGAUCAUCCAGCGAACAUAGUCUCUCUGCAUGCUCUUUUUGGAGCUGGAAUGUGUGUUUACACUCCCCAUGAACGCUUGGCUCUCUUGGACCUGCUAGAGUCUUGUCAGCGCACGGUUCGCUGGCCUUUGGCAUCACUAAGAAAGGAACUUGAGCUUGAAUAUGAGAAGGACGCAACUCAUUAUUCAAUGAGAUGA